Messenger RNA from Uranotaenia lowii, 741 nucleotides. Its product is annotated as farnesol dehydrogenase-like. The transcript has 2 exons. The record is from RefSeq and is a predicted model, not a curated record. The coding region runs from base 1 to 741 and encodes 246 amino acids. NCBI's taxonomy places the organism in Eukaryota, Metazoa, Arthropoda, Insecta, Diptera, Culicidae.
AUGGAUCGUUGGGUUGGUAAGAUUGCUGUUGUAACCGGGGCAAGCUCCGGCAUCGGAGCGGCCACUGCCAAAGAACUGGCCAAGGCAGGAAUGAUUGUUGUCGGAAUGGCCAGAAGGGUUCAGCUCAUCGAGGCUUUGAAGGAAGAUCUUCCGGCUGAAGCUGCAGCAAGAUUGCAUGCGAUUCGAUGUGAUGUAACCAAGGAAUCCGACAUACUGGCAGCUUUCGAAAUUAUUAGCACCAAAUUUGGCGGUGUUGACGUUAUGGUAAACAAUGCGGGAGUCGCUGAGCUUCCUUUAAAUUUAGGGGAAGGGAAUAGCGAAUCCUUGGCACGAACUUAUAAAACGAACGUUUUCGGAUUGCUGGUGGGAAGUCGCGAAGCAUACCAGUCAAUGAAGGCGCGAGGAGUUGAUGGUCAUAUCAUUCACAUGGGAAGCCUUUUGGGUCGUCAGGUUCCAGAUAUUCCGAAAUCAUCUCUUUACAGUCCCACUAAAUUUGCGGUGCGCGCCAUCACCGAAGCAAUGCAAUUAGAACUUCGUAAGGAAAAUUCUAAAAUCAGAGUGACGUGUGUAAGUCCGAGUCUGGUGCUAACGGCAAUAACAGAAGAAUUCGCAGGAUUUGGACCGUUCUUGGAGCCGAUUGAUAUAGCCCAGGCUGUCAUACAUGUCUUGAAGUGUCCACCCAAUGUUCGAGUGCAGGAGGUCGUGGUAAGAGCUACACAAGAUGUUCUUAAUUUAGCUUGA